This is a messenger RNA of Dothidotthia symphoricarpi CBS 119687, 1365 nucleotides long. Its product is annotated as glycoside hydrolase family 28 protein. The transcript has 4 exons. The record is from RefSeq and is a predicted model, not a curated record. The coding region runs from base 1 to 1365 and encodes 454 amino acids. Lineage: Eukaryota; Fungi; Ascomycota; Dothideomycetes; Pleosporales; Dothidotthiaceae. Gene Ontology annotation, molecular function: polygalacturonase activity. Gene Ontology annotation, biological process: carbohydrate metabolic process.
AUGAAGUCCUUUUCUAUACUUCUUGCGGUCGCAGCUUCCGUUUCUGCACUUUCUGUUGACUACAAUGCAAACCCAGCAGGCUCCUCUAUAAACCUUCCGCGAUCUGAUACAUCUGCUUUCCGAUUUCCUCUCUUGACUCGAGGAAACCACAAGAAGAAAAAGGAUAAUUGGGGUAACGCUGUUGAGAAGGAUCGCAAGAAGAUCACCAUUCGUGCCUCAAAGCACGACCGGGACGAUAUCAGCGAUGACUUCCUUUGGGCUAUCAAGAAAGCGAACCAUGGUGGCCUUGUGCAUCUGGAAAAGGGCAAAAAAUAUAUCAUCGGAAAGAAGUUGGAUUUGACGUUCUUGAAGGACGUGUACGUCAAGAUUGACGGUGAAUUGAAGUUCACCGACGACAUCGACUACUGGCAGAAAAACAACUUCUAUUACGACUUCCAGAAGAGCAUCACGUUCUGGGUCUGGGGUGGAAAAGACGUGAAAAUCUUCGGCUCUGGCGUGAUCAACGGUAACGGACAGGCCUGGUGGGACGGCUUCUCUGGUGCAGAGAUCCUCGACCCAAACAACAAGUUCUAUCGCCCGAUAUUGUUCCUCACAGAUAACGCGACCAAUAUCGAGAUCGCUGGACUUCAUCUCAAAGACUCUCCAUGCUGGACUACCUUUCUGGUGCGCACAAAGAACGUUGUGUUUGACGACAUCUACAUUGACGCUGUCUCAACCAACAUAUCGUCUUUGCCCAAGAAUACCGACGGUUUCGACUCACUCAACGUCGACGGCUUGACCGUUACCAACACCCGUGUCAAUGUUGGCGACGAUUGUUUCAGCCCAAAGCCCAACACUACGAACAUAUUCGUCAAGAAUCUCUGGUGCAACGGCACGCACGGCGUUUCUAUGGGUUCUAUUGGCCAGUAUCCUGGUGUCAAAGACUAUAUCAGCAACGCCUGGCUGGAAAACAUCACUUUGCUCAAUGGCCAGAACGGCGCCCGCCUCAAAGCCUGGGCUGGCCCCAAUGUCGGCUAUGGAUACAUUGACAACAUUACGUACAAAGACAUCCACAUUGAGAACACAGACGCACCCGUCGUACUGGACCAGUGUUACUUCAACAUCAACGAGACUACGUGCGCUUCGAACCCAAGUAAGGUCAACAUUACCAACGUCAACUUCCUCAACAUCUAUGGGACGAGCAGCGGGAAAAAUGGCAAGGUCGUUGCAGAUCUCACAUGCAGUCCGGGAGCGACUUGUAAUGGGAUUCAUCUCGAAGGAAUCAAUAUCACGAGCCCGGCUGGAGGUCCACCUCAGAUUGUCUGCGAGAACAUCCAAGGAGAUAUCGGCGUUGCGUGCAUUCCUGCAAGCGAAGCAGACGAUUAA